Armigeres subalbatus is the source of this 1762-nucleotide messenger RNA. RefSeq lists its product as uncharacterized. The record is from RefSeq and is a predicted model, not a curated record. The coding region runs from base 10 to 1515 and encodes 501 amino acids. Lineage: Eukaryota; Metazoa; Arthropoda; Insecta; Diptera; Culicidae. The transcript has 3 exons.
ACUAGAACUAUGCUUUAUCUUUUGCUUUUCAUAGGAUAUGUCAAGAUCAUUUUGGCAGUGCCCUUCUUUGGUCUGAACGUCCAAGGCGGGUUCAAAACGGAAACGGACAUCUCAACUGCAGCCCUGGCCAUCACGAAACCUUUCGCGGCGCUGAACCCCUCCAUAACGAAACUGAACGGCAGCCUGCCACUUAGCACAUCAACGCUAAACGGUGCCGCCCAGGGAAUAAUCUCUCUCUACGAUGGCGUAGUGGGACCCAUCGAUAAUUUCGCACGCGCAAUUGCGGAAUCUGCCACGGACAAAGCGACGUUUUCGACAUUUCUGUUCGACCGUAUCUUCAUAUCACUUGACGCGGCGCAGGCAUUUUUCGACACCGUUAACAAGCACAACAGCAAGGUGACGGCAUUUUCUUCGACUAGGGGAGAGGAAAUUAAGACGCAGUUCAAUGGAAUUCAAUCUAUCGUACAGGAUUUGUCCUCGACCAUGGCCACGUACGAGGAAGCGAUUGAGGACAUCAGAUCGAACGAACAAAUCACGCCGAGUUCAAUCUACAGCGUGCUCAAUAAGUAUGAAUUGGCUAAUUUGAUUGGGGCACUGGAUGCGUUCAGCUAUCAGAUGAAUAUUUUGAAAGGUCAAAUGAGUGACGUGGUGUCAACCAUCAUAACGGUCAAUGAUUUUAUGGAUACUUACACAGCGACGUUAACUACUGCUUUCGCCUCACUGCAUGAUUCUCUCAGCAGUUCUUACAAUAGCAUUACAAAUGUUGGAACGAGUUUCGUUACGAACAUCUCUGAUUCAGUCAAUCAAUUGUCAACCGUCGUGGAUAAAUUUAAUGAACAGAUCGAUGCUUUUACCGACGAUGUAAUAAAAGCGAAUGCCACAAUCAUUGUAUCAAUUACGAGUGAGUUGACCUAUUUCUACAAAUACUUCAUGAGCGUCCUGCAGCCCAACUCUGAUGAAAAGUUCAACAGCGUUGCGUACAUGGUGACAGAUUCAGUUCAAACAGCUGCCAAAGAUAUCAUUUUCAAUGCGUACCAAACCCUGAAUAAUGCAAUAAUGAAUCUCCCAUCAAAAGCAACAAACUGCGUCAGUACUCAUCUGACUCCAAUGGUCAAUUCACUUGCCUCGAACAUUCCAACCAUGGGAUCCUGUCUAAAUUUGGUGGACCCUGCAUCGGUCUCCAACGAACAGAUAGCUCUUCUGAACAAACUUCUUGCUGAUCGUUUGUACUACGUCAGCUUAUGGACCAGCGCAAUCAGUGGCGUGAAAUCGAAUAGUGCCACAAGUGUUAGAAAAACGGCAGCUCUCAAACUUCUGGCAGAAACUCCAUCGGGCAAUGUGGACGUGCAUCAGCCGGCACUGGCUGACAGUUACAGCAUUUUCGGCCAGUUGGUAUCCAACUUCAACAGCCGGCAGAAUCGUGUCGUUAUGUGUUUGACCCUGAAGAGUGUCGACCUGUCGGCGAUGGUCAUUUCGGCUUCGAAUGGGUAUUUUGGUUGCAUUAGAGGUUACUGAUAAGGGCAGUCGACAUGUUUUUUUUUUCGCCGAAAUUUGAUAAGAGAAGCAAUAAACUGACUCGACUUUUGAGUUUGGGUCUGUCAUCACACAACCUAUGCGCCGAAAAUGGAUCAUAAAAGCACUUUAUCUUUGAUAUUGGCCACGGUUCGAUAAAAGAGUUACAAGCAUAUUUCUUUGAAUUCGUUUGCAAGGCAUGGGGGCUUAGUUUCACAUUAAUCUGUUAGAUUGGUUUAUACAAGUCAUU